Messenger RNA from Sinocyclocheilus grahami, 509 nucleotides. RefSeq names its product hypocretin (orexin) neuropeptide precursor (gene hcrt). The transcript has 2 exons. The record is from RefSeq and is a predicted model, not a curated record. Lineage: Eukaryota; Metazoa; Chordata; Actinopteri; Cypriniformes; Cyprinidae. Gene Ontology annotation, cellular component: perinuclear region of cytoplasm. Bases 1 to 453 code for a protein of 150 amino acids. Gene Ontology annotation, molecular function: type 1 orexin receptor binding; type 2 orexin receptor binding; neuropeptide hormone activity. Gene Ontology annotation, biological process: positive regulation of transmission of nerve impulse; neuropeptide signaling pathway; sleep.
AUGACAUUUGUCUACAACAAGACCGGGGCAGUAGCCAGACGCAUGGACUGCACAGCCAAGAGAGUUGAACUGCUUCUCUUCAUGGCGCUGCUGGCGGCGCACCUGGCGCGGGACGCAGAGGGCGUGGCCACCUGCUGCUCGAGCGCGUCAAGUUCCUGCAAAUUAUACGAGUUGCUGUGCCGCGUGGGACGCCGAAACGACACGUCUGUCGCCAGGCAUAUCGGCCGCUUUAAUAACGACGCGGCUGUCGGGAUCCUAACGCUUGGCAAGCGUAAUAAAGUGGGCGAGAGACGCGUCCAGGACCGCCUGCAGCAGCUGCUGCUGCACGGCUCGCGGAAUCAGGCCGCGGGGAUCCUGACGAUGGGAAAGAGACUCGAGGACGGCGCGCACCUGCCGCUGCAGUAUCUGAUGCCCAGGCUACCGGAGGAUCUGGACGCUUAUGAAAGACGAUGACACUUGUCGCUUUUUAAAACCACGGCACAGCUGUUCAUUGGUGACGUUAAUUUGUA